This is a messenger RNA of Anguilla rostrata (American eel), 7376 nucleotides long. Its product is annotated as WD repeat-containing protein 49-like. Lineage: Eukaryota; Metazoa; Chordata; Actinopteri; Anguilliformes; Anguillidae. The transcript has 19 exons. The coding region runs from base 1423 to 4554 and encodes 1043 amino acids. Gene Ontology annotation, molecular function: protein binding. The record is from RefSeq and is a predicted model, not a curated record.
AGGCAAGGAAAGCUUGAGUUUGUGUGUUGUGCUGCUCCUGGUUAAAUCUCUGGUUUCUGUGGGUGUCUGUAAACAAAAAACUCACACUUUGGCUUGAUUUGACUUUCUUAAAAAAUUGAGUUUUCUGCUGCGUCUCCCAGAAUUCCUGUAGAGGGAUAAACAAACAUUUCUCAGUAGCUCUAAGGUAGGGAGGAACUUUUUCAACAUUUUAUUUACUCACUGUGUGUGUGUCUGUUUAUCAACUUUCAAACUACCACUUUCACUUGAUUGAUCAGUUUCUUUCAUUUUUCCAUUAGUAUUGAUAAUCUUUUUUGAGGAUUGAACAUACAUUUGCAAUGAAAAUGAAAGGUGCAGUUUGGUGCUUAUUCAGUCUUGUUAUGUUUUAGCCUCCCUCAGUACCCUUGGGUAUGUCCGGUUUGUCUUGGCUGUGCCAGAAACACUUAUUUAAGGGAUAAUCCCUGGGACUGAACUAGUGUAUGGUCUCAUUACAUUUUGUAUGAUUUGGUCAUGUGGGAUUCAUGACCUGUGCAUCGCAUAUCUUUUCUGUUUAGCAGUAUAGCCUCAUUUCCAUUAUUUUCUUGUGAUUAUUUGGGAGUUUCAGAGUUUACCUUUUGUCGUAAUUGUCGUUUCUACAUUGGAACUCAACAUUCAGGUAAAUCUGUGUUUAAUGUGACACUGGUAGUGGAAUUCAGCUUCUGGGAGGAAGGCUAAGGCGCAAGUCCACCAAGGGAAUGCCUCACAUCGGCCUGAAAUAAACCGUGCUUGCCGCAUAGUGUGUUCAAACCGCUCUGUGCAGUGGAGUAUAUGACACAAUAAGGGAGAACUGUUUUUCCCUUUCAUCGCCAAUGGUUGUCCCGAGAGGGAAGUUAUGGUCUGUAUUCAUGUAUUCUCCCCUCAUAAGCAUGCAGGCCUGGUGCUUUAGCCUCUGUUUACUUCAUUUGUGGAGGUUUGAUUCCUAGUUAUCCAAAAAGCGUCCUGGCAGGACCUGAAUACCAACUACUUUAAGUUUUAGGCCAUUGCAUUUUAUCGCUAGUGUAAAUGUGAGGAAGCGCCUUAUUUAUAUAGCGCUCACACCCUGAUGUGACCCAUAUCUCUUUAUGACUCGAUUAGCACGCGGUACGUUCGAUUAACUUUCCUGAAGGCCUGCCCGCAAGCACAGAACUCACGGUUCUGUCUAGAAACUGGUGAGUGACGGCAGGAUCGAGGGGUUCCCCAAGUGCCAGCUGUCAGCUAAAUGGCCGAUUGCACACCUCGGCUACUUUUAGACAUAUAUUUAAGGUUUGCAAAUUUUCUAGGAAAAAUGAUGGCAACUCAACAAUUUGUCUCUCUGCCACCAACACCCCUAGCUGGCUACUUUUCUCACCUGGCUGGCUACUAAAAAAUUUGGGGAACCCACUGAGGGUCCCAGACAGGUCGGAAGCCAUGGAGACCAAGAAGGAGGCGGAGCUACUGGAGUGCAGGCUGAGUGUGUCAGACUUUGUGAAAAUGCAGAACCUCUUCCUGCCAGGUGAAGCAGGUGAGUCAGGUGACCCGGUGUCCUUGGAGAGGGCGGAGUUUGUGGAGCGGGCGUGCUCCCUGGUGGGCCGAGGCUCGCGCGAGGAGUACGGGCAGCUCUUCGACAACGUGGACGUGACCCGCGAGGGCCGUGUGGACUGGGAGAAGCUGACCACCUUCCUGCUGCUGGAGCUGUCGGAGAAGGACGAGCACGCCCGGGCGGCCAUGGUCACGCGCUGGAAGCCGCUCCGAGCGCUGGCCGCCACGCACAGGGAGCCCGUCCAGCAGGUGGCAUACCUGAGGAGCUCCGACGAGUACCUGAGCGUCAGCAAGGACGGUGUGCUGGCAGUGUGGGCGGACGACCUUGCCCUUCUGAAGACCCAUCGCCUCGCCAACGACUCUGUCAAGCCUAAAGAUCUCUGGGUAACCGGAAUGGUGGUCCUGGCGAACGUGCAAAAGAUAGCUGUGAGCUUCACCAGUAAGGAGAUCUGCUUCUAUGACCUACUGUCCAAGCAGGAGUUCAGCUGUCAGUACAAACUCCAGGGCCUUAAACACACUCCCAUCAGCCUGGACUACUGGUUCAAUCCCGAGAAUUCAAAUGAGGCUGUGCUCAGCUUCGGAGAUGUUGGAGGAAAGGUGAGCGGCAUCUGCUUCAGGACGGCCCAGAUGUCCCUGUUCGAGAGGCCUGGCGCAGGGGCGGAGCAAGAGGCGGUCCUUGUCAUCAAGUGGGCGGAGCUUGCGCAAGGUCGCCAUAAGUGCUGUUAUACCGUCCAGCACCAGGCGCACGGCCAGGUGUGGGUCCGUAGAGUGAGGUUCCUGGAACACCUGGAAGCCUUCAUGUCCUGCUCCACCUGCAGUGAGAGCAGCCUAGUCCUCGCCUGGAGAGAAAAAGAGGCCAAAAGCCUCCGGACCACGCCCUUCCACAUCCCCAAGGGCACCAAUGACCAGGACUACCACACCGGCCUCAACCUCAUCGCCACGGCAGGCAUCGACAGCAGGGUGUGUCUGUGGAACCCCUACGUGACCUCUAAGCCAGUGGGUGUUCUGCGGGGUCACAUGACUAGCGUUGUGGCAGUGCAAUUUGUUCUGGGAAAGAAUCAGCUGAUGAGCUUCUCCAAAGACAAGGUGUUGAGGGUGUGGGACGUGCAUCACCAGCUCUGUGUUCAGCGGGUGGCGGGGGUCUUCCCCCGGACGCAGGAGUGCCAGACGCGGCUCUUCUUUCACGAGGAGUGCGGCCGGCUGCUCCUCACCUUCAACAGCCUGCUCACCCUCCUGGAGGCCUGGCAGGAGGUGGGCAGGAGGGUGAGCAGCCACGAGCACGCGGUCACCUGCGUCCUGUACAACCCCCUCUUCAAACAGGUCAUAAGCAGCGAUGCCGGCUCCACCAUUACCUGCUGGUUAAUCGACACAGGUCAGAAGGUCAAGCAGUUCAACCACUGCCAUGGCGACGCCGAGAUCUCCACCAUGGCUCUGGACGCCUCCCAGACCCGCCUGUUCACCGGAGGCAGCGACGGGUCUGUCAAGGUGUGGGAUUUCAAUGGACACUGCCACCACAAGCUGAACGCGGGUCGGGGUCAGGCCGUGGAGAUCUCCCAGAUUCUGGUCCUGAAGCGGACGGUGCUUGUGCUGGGAUGGGAGAGGAUAAUCACCGUUUUCCGGCUCAACACGUUCUCCCAGUUUUUAAUUCAGCCAUCUGAGUGGAAAGGCGGUGUUCAGCAUCGCGACGAUGUCCUCUGUGCCGCCUUCCUUCCCCCUCAGACUCUGGUCACAGGGAGCUAUGAUGGACAGAUCACGGUGUGGAACAACAGCACAGAGAAUGCCCUGCGCAAGCUUCACUGGGCCGGCCAGCAAGGGUUGAGGUCCCGCUCAGACAGCAAAUUACUGCGGCCGCACACUGUGCUGGCUACCCCGAGGAGCUCCCUCCCUGCCUUACCCCUGCUGUGCCCUGCCCCCGCUGGCGUGGAGGACCCAGAGUGCAGCAACGCCGUAACCCGUCUCUUUUUCCUGGAGGCCAGAAAGAGCGUGGCCGCAGCGGGGGGGGCGGACCUGGUGUCUUGUGGGGGCUCGGGUAUGGUGCGUUUCUGGAACACGGCUCAGGGCUGCAUCAUGGGGGAGUUCGUUGCUCACGAGGACUGCGGAUCCAUCAUAAUGACGGUGGACAGGAGCGCACGAUACCUCAUCACCGCAGACAUGGACGGAGGAGUGAAGGUGUGGGACAUACAGGACUACUGCCUCCGCCCCUGCGAGGGCGUGAACCGCGAGGCUCCGGCGCUGCUGACCAGCGCCCGCCCUCACCUGGACUGCGUGACUCAUCUGGAGACCUGCGUUCAUGGCGGGCAGCUCUACCUCCUCUCCGCCUCCGUGGACUGCAGCCUGGCGCUAAGCUACCUCCCUGGAGCUGCCCUGGGCAUCUUUGGACAGGAGGUGCACUGGAACCUCGAUUGGACUGGGGAGCCCCUACCAAACGGCAACGUCCUGCAGGAGAACCAGGAGAGCGAGUCGGGCCGCAGGGAGGGGCCGGGGUCAGCCACACCCUCCGAGCAGCCGUCCCGGGGGCGGGGAUAUCCAAUUUCGGAGGACGCGUCCGUGUUCUUGGCUGUGGAGGUCGAUCCGGACUGUGUGGAAGGGAGCAUCAACAUCAGUCCCUGGAGCAGCAGCAUUCUGGGAAAGAGCUACCAAGAGAGGUGGAGCCUGAGGAAGAGUGACAACAAGCCGUCCCUGUGGAACGAUACACAAAGUCCCAUCGGAACAUUCAGCUCACUGCAUAUGGAGGAGCUGGAUGCAGUGGCAGACGUCCACAAGCCUGACUUUGUGACCAACCCUCAGCAGUACUUCAGGGAGAGCUGGGAUUGCGCCACGCCCAUUCCGUCCUACCUCCCUAUCGCCAUGGAGACGGUGAAAGCAGCCUUUGAUGCCAAGAGUCUGUUUCCGAGAGAACUCCUGGAGCGGGACCAGUGGACGGGGCCGCCGCACGGGGCCUAUGAGGCUGGAACGAAGAGGAGCGGCGGGCAUGGGCGUGGCAGGAAACCAAAAGCUACAGCGGCUUUCAAAGCCAAAUAAAAGAAGACCACACACGCGCACUCACACACACACACACACACACACACACACACAAAGGCCUCUUUUAGUACAAAGCCCAUUCAUACUGUAUACUGUAAACCUAGAAAUUGUAGAUGUGCCCUUGCUUUAUUGAAAUUAUUUUUCAUAUUUGUUUUAUUAAGACUAUGACAUUGAAAUGGAAGGUCUUUUAUAUUACAGUUGCAUUUUAUUUGUGCACCAUUCCCCGGGGAGAGCUGGACUGGACUUGAAUCCACUUACGGCAUGUCUCUGCAUUCAUUGUUACAAUUGUGUUGAUGAGCAUAUUCUUAUACCAUUGCUCAUCUACGCUGUGUAUAGAGGCUGGAGAGAUUUGUUGAAGACGUGUGUUGGAGUUAGGUUUCCCGGUUCCACCGAACACUAUCCUGAUGAAAGCUAUCAGAUUAAUCACAGAGAUCACUUCAUUUCUCAGUACAUUGGGCUACAAGGUGAUGCAAGAGACUGUCACCUUUUCAGUCUCCAGUCUGCUCAGCGAGACAGUGCACAUCAGUUUGAUGGAUGCAUAAAGGCUGUGGGCCCUCAUGCUAAAUGAUGCAUUUAGUGCUGAUUCUGAAUCAGGACACCUCACAGUGCAGUGUUACACUUUUGGUUCAACUUUUUGGUUUCUGCCCAUCCUCAUUGCUUUGAGGGGCAGAAGACUGAUGGCUCAUGGUGUUGGAAGAGGGGGAGUCUUCAACAAAAGUCUUGACCUGCAUCAUACAUGCGGGCAGGAAAGUAUGUCUGUGAGUGUGAAUGCGUGUGUAAUAAGUGCAUCUAGACCUGUUGUUGAGGGAGCUGUAUAAACCUGCCUGUAGAUACUGUACUACACAAACAGGCCCAGGAGCGUAUUUGGACUCUAAGGAUCCCUUAAAUCCCCCUGAAAAAGAAAAACAACAACAAAGAACUGUGAGUGUGUGACAAGCCAGUGAAGAGUUUGAAAAACAGCGCUACUCUUUAAGGUGAGACAGCAGCUCUCCGGGCCAAGAGCGAGAAGAAAGCGCUUUCGGAAGACUUUUGCAGAACUUUAAUAAGAGCGACUUUUCAGACUUCACAGAAAGUUUUUCUUUUUCUCCGUGCGGCGAGCGGCGGAGGCAAUCCGGAGCUCUUCCCGGCCCGUUGCCAGGCAGGGAGAACGGAUGGGCUCAUUUGCUGCCGUGGCGGAUAAGACCAUCAGCGGCGCGGUUCUGCUGGCGCUGACAGACUGAGGCCGAUACGCGGUUCGGGGGGACGGGAUUAUUGAUGGUCCUCGACGAGGGCUCUAAUCUCUCCUCAGAAACAGAAGGCUUAAAUUACAGCGGGGACAGCAGGCUGAGGCUGGGUCCAGCUCACCCCCUGCGACUGGCGGAAGACUCAAUUAAAAGCCUGAAGUUUCCACAGAGGUCACGGGGCGCGGAGUGGAGGGGAAAACCAAUUAUCGUAAUAAAUGCAAUUUUUUGAUGAUAAUUAGUGUUCGUGCUGUUGCUCUGAAAAACACCUGUUGCUUCCCAUGAUUCUGACAGAUGAAAAGAUUGUUGCCAUGGCACUGAACCCAGACCAAUUUAUUUUUAAUAUGUGGUGCAGGAACAAAAAAAAACUGUGAAUUUCUGCACUGUUUGUUUUGCUUGUUGAAAUAUCAUAUGAUCUAAUAAAAAUAACCAUUGGUUCAUAAUCCUUUCAGGGAAAAUAAUGUAGUUGACUUGACAAGGUGAGUAGAAUCUUCCUGUAAAUAUGGUUUUAAGAUGAUCAUUGCCAGUAAAUAACUUCACCUGUUCUGCGAUUAACCCCUCUGUUCUUUGUCAUACAGCUAUUGUUAUUCUCUCUUUCUUUUGUAGGCAUCUAAUGCUUAGCUGAAAGUCUCAAAUGAAUAUCUGUAUUCUCCCUUUAAGCCUGUCAGAAAGGGCUCUGGUCUCUGUGUGUCUCUAGUAAGGGUGUUUAUUUCACUGUAGAUAUCUCUUAAAGGUAUUUGGCCUCCUUGCAUGUCUCUAGUAAAGGCCAUUUAUUACCCUAAAGAUCCCUGUUCUCUUUGUCUCUGCCCAAUAAAGGUGUCUGGUCCCAAUGCAGUCAGUUCUGCCUUAAGACUAUAGUAGCACGCUGUGGUGGUAUAGUCUUAAACCACAGUAGAUCCUCCUAAAUAUUUAAUGGUCCUACUUUACAUCCUCUUAUAUAUUUUAUGUUGGGUGGAGUUUGGCGGCACCUAGUUUUGUAGAUUACGAGCCUGGUGAGCGGGGCUAUUGGGGACCUGUAGGGAUGUUGUGAAGGAGCAGAUGUCAGUGUUGUGUGUUCACGAGGGCUUCCUCGUGAAACAUUACCUGCAGUCAAACUUCCUCUGUUCCUCCUCCAAGCACCUCAACUUCAAGCUUUUCUUCAAUGUCACUCAUUUUCUUUGGUAAAUUUAAAGUUCCCUUUAUUUAUACAAGUGAUGAUUUAUACAAGUAUAAAUAUAUAAAUAAGGAACACAAACACAUAAUCCUCCUCUGCAAAGUUAAAGGAUGAAUACCAAUGACCCACUGCAGAAUCUGUAAUAGGAAUUUGAUGUUUUGGACAAUGCCACAUGCAAAUAUUGGCCGGGCUUCGUUCUACGUGGAAUGCCAAUCAGGGACCUGGGAAAUACUAAUUUUUUAUUUUCUUUGUGAUCUCUGGUGACUAUUGUCAGAAGAAUGUUUUGUAUGUUUUAAGAGAUUUUCAACACAAAAGGAGAAAAACUGGCUCUGGUGUUAGUUUUGGGUUCAUAAUAUUCUAUUAGAUUGACAGAAUGAUAGAAAUGCACAUGUGCUUUUGUGUUAUUGUGAUGUGAAAAUAUUCCCUUUGUAAUAAUCAACCUGAUUGCU